UACACCAUGGCGGUCGACGACUUUGUGAUGACACUGGACUCAGACGCGGAGGAAGAAUCGGCAGUGCCAGGGCCCAGCAGAACCGGCAAGUCGACAAUCCGGGAUGCGGAAGAUGCGCUGCUGAACCCGGAGUUCAGCUUUGACCUUUCUGGGGACCCUUACACCGAUCUGAGGAACGACGACACUGCAGACCUUGUUAAGAGUGGCUCAAAACCCGAACCUCUGUCAGUCGACGAGAUUAUUGCAAGGAGAAAGAGUCGAGCCAUCAGUCAGAAGAGGAAAAGAGAUGACGACUCUUCCGAAUCUGAGAGCUCGGAAUCAGAACCUGAUGAUGAACAAGAAGAGGAUGAGGACUCAGAGGAGGACUCAGAAGAGGAAAGUUUUGUCGGCUUAGAAGGCAAUGAAGAACAAGACGAUCUCUUGGCGAGCUCAGACGAAGAGGGGGAACGCGUGGAAGAGGAGGAGGAGGAGGAGGAAGAUGCCGAUUCUGACGACGAGGAAGACGAUUCAGCAGACGAAAGCGAAUCCGAAACACAGGCCGAGAAGGAACGCAAAGCUGCUUUCUUUGCCUCAGAUACUGGCCCUUCGGAGACACAUUCGACCUUCCUCUCCAUGAACCUCUCCCGGCCUAUACUCAAGGCAAUUACGUCUUUAUCCUUCCAUAAACCUACACCCAUCCAAGCUGCCACCAUACCCGUCGCACUCCUCGGUAAAGACGUUGUUGGAAAUGCUGUCACUGGGUCUGGAAAGACGGCUGCCUUCAUAAUACCCAUGCUAGAACGUCUGCUUUACCGAGAUAGGGCGAAAAAGUCCGCGGCGACUCGCUGUCUCGUUUUGGUGCCUACGAGAGAACUUGGGGUCCAGUGUUUCGAGGUUGGCACGAAGCUCGCAACGUACACGGAUAUCCGUUUCUGUCUUGCAGUUGGUGGUCUCUCCGUAAAAUCACAGGAGGCAGCUCUUCGUAGCAAGCCAGACGUUGUCAUUGCUACUCCGGGCCGUCUCAUCGACCACCUGCGUAACUCACCGUCCUUCAACCUCGAUGCGCUGGAUAUCCUGGUUCUAGACGAAGCCGAUCGCAUGCUCUCUGACGGGUUUGCUGAUGAACUCGCCGAAAUCAUCAAGUCUUGCCCGAAGUCACGACAGACGAUGCUGUUCUCAGCCACAAUGACCGACUCCGUCGAUGAACUUGUCAAGAUGAGCCUGGACAAGCCGGUUCGCCUCUUCGUCGAUCCGAAACGGUCGACCGCGAAGGGCCUCAUACAAGAAUUCGUUCGAGUACGGGCGGGCAAAGAAUCGGAACGCUCCGCGAUCCUGGUCGCUUUAUGCAAGCGCACGUUCAAGUCCGGUGUCAUCAUCUUCUUCCGCAGCAAGAAGCUGGCACAUCAGAUGCGCAUCGUCUUCAGCCUGUUGUAUAUGAAGUGCGCGGAAUUGCACGGUGACCUCACCCAGGAGCAGCGGCUCAAAGCUUUGCAACAAUUCCGAGAUGGAUCGGUUGACUUCCUUAUGGCCACAGACCUUGCGUCCCGCGGUUUGGAUAUCAAGGGCGUGGACAUCGUGAUCAACUACGAUAUGCCUGGACAACUGGCACAGUAUCUGCAUCGAGUAGGUCGUACGGCUCGUGCAGGCAAAAAGGGACGAUCAGUGACGCUCGUUGGGGAAGCGGACAGGAAGAUGCUUAAGGCAGCCAUCAAGCAUGGUGCCGGUGAUGAUCAAGUCCGCCAUCGCAUUGUCCCCUCUGAAGCAAUCUCGAAGUGGUCCGAGAAGCUGGAGUUGUUGAAGAAGGAGAUCGCCGAAGUUCUCGAGGAAGAGAAGGAAGAGAAGCAGAUGCGACAAGCCGAAAUGGAAUUGAAGAAGGGAGAGAACAUGAUGGAGCAUAGUGAAGAAAUAUAUUCUCGGCCGGCCAGGACAUGGUUCCAGAGCGCCAAGGAUAAAGCAAAGGCGGAAGCCGUGAGCAAGCAACAAUACGAGACCGGCUUCCCGUCGACAGCAACAGCGAAGGUUAAGCGGAAAGACGAGGACAAACCAAAGCGCGAUAAAUUCUCCGGUUUGACUCGUCGCGCCAAACGUCGAAAGAUGGCGAUGGAGGAAGAAACGGAGAGUGGAGAACGCCCUGCCAUCGCAGCCUCGAUUCGAUCGGCAAAGAAAGCGCAGCGACCUGUCAAGAUAGGCGAAGCCCAGCCCAAGUUGUCCGACAGAGCGCGUGAGAAGAAGGCGCAGAAAAAACGAGCUGCCCGCCGCCGAAGCGGCGGCUUCGAUCAGGAGCUAGGUCAGAAAGGAUCCCGGAAUGAGGGAGUGCGGGCCCACAAGGGCGAUAAAAUUGGGGGCAUGGGUAAGAAAAAGGGAGGGAAACGCAAGGGGAAAUGAUCCGGUCGCCAGCCACCCGCUAGCGCAGGCCUUCUUGUCUUGCCGCGAGGUAUAGUACUAGCUAACAAACACGACACCGAAAUCCAGCAAACUUCUGUGGUUCGGUUGGAGUAGUCAUGUCAUAUUGCUUCGAUUCAUCGCAAAUGACAGGUAACAACGCGUUGAUGA
Molecule: messenger RNA, 2532 nt
Organism: Punctularia strigosozonata HHB-11173 SS5
Lineage: Eukaryota; Fungi; Basidiomycota; Agaricomycetes; Corticiales; Punctulariaceae
Product: DEAD-domain-containing protein
Exons: 8
Coding region: 7-2364 (785 amino acids)
Molecular function (GO): ATP binding; RNA helicase activity; nucleic acid binding
Source: RefSeq, a predicted model, not a curated record